AAUUGAUCCUCAGAUCAAUCGAAUUCUUUCCAUAUCUACGACCAAUGAAUCUGUAGUAUGAUGUCGGGAUUUCAAAUUCUGCAGUCCUGUAGUCGUGGAAUUCCUUUCCUUUCUUGCUACUGUUCCAAAUUGAUGGCUUAUUGGAGUUUCAGUGACUACCGAAGUUGGAUCGAUUACGAUGUGCUGAUUACAGACCCAGUUGUUUAUUUGUCGUUUUAGAAGCAGAAUUGCUCGCAUAAGCUUUGACCUUGUGGGCAGUGAUGGAAAACAGCCAAAACACCCCUAGUGUUAUUGCAAAGUUGAUGGGUCUUGAUGAGAUGAUGCCACCAUGGAAGCAGCCUAUUUCUAGACAAUUGAGGGUGUUGUCAGAUAACUAUCUUCAGAAAUCUGGUUCUAUAGGGAAGAGAACAAGAAAAGACUCACAAAACAAUCUGCUGAGAUCCAAGAAAAGGGCAAAUCUGAGAACAAAUUAUUCAAAUGAAGAUAUUUCACCCAAAGAUCUUGAGCAAAAAAGUUCGAAUCUUGAUGGUAUUCAGGGUACGGAGUCGAUCAAGAAUGGUGAAAAUGCUUCCAGGUCUUCCUUUCUAGUAAAUCCUCAGACCACUUUUGCUUGGGAGGCCAAGAAACAACUAUUAGAGAGACUCAAAAUGACCAAAGUUUCUCAAGAACUUCGGUCUAGUACUCAGAGUAGUAGUCUUAAAUCGAAGCCAGGAUCAAAGUUUGGUGGUUUGAUUGGUAUUAGCAGCAAAGAAGGUAGGACAUAUAAACCUGUUACCAAAUUGCCAAUCUUCAAACUUACGAACUUCUCUUCUAAUUCGACCACAAAGUCUCUGAAAAUUACUAGAAGUGUUGAUCUGAAGCCAAGUUCUGUGGUGAACCAUAUGUCUACAAACAUCAAGAAAGAUAAUAUGGUUUCAAACUCAUCAACUCCCUUGUCUGUAAGUUCUAAUUCAGAUGCAAGAACCGAAAUGGUAGGCCUGUCGAUGCAACUUCAGCUUCUGGAAUCAGAAUCAGAAGAAAAUGACAUGGACCCUGAAAUGGUUACAUCGAGUGACGAUGAAAAAUCUUGUUGUACAGAUGAAAACAUAAAGUCAGUGGUCUCGGUUGGAUCCAAAGAAAGUCGGGAUUUUUCGUACCUGUUAGAUGUAUUUGAUGAAUCGGGGUUUGAGGGUGGCGAUGUGGAGAUAAGGUUUGAAAGAUGGCAUUCUUCAGAAUGUAUGGGAAGCCCCUUGGUUUAUGAAAGAUUAGAGAAGAAAUACGGGAAGCAAGAGUUGUGGCAUAAGGCGGAGAGGAGGCUGCUAUUUGAUCGAAUAAACGCAGGGAUGAUCGAGAUUCUACGACCACUUUGGUCCAAGCCUUUGAGGAGAAAGAUGACGAAAAAUAUGUGGCGGAGAGAUGCGAUCGAAGAAGAACUGUGGAUAUUGUUAGCGAGUCAAGAAAACGGAGUCCACGAUGGGGUGGCUCAGAAGGCUGUGGGAAGAGGACCAUGGUUGGGGCCGGAGGACGAACUGGAUUCUAUUGUUAAAGAGAUUGAAACUUUUUUGUUCGACAAGCUAGCAGCAGAGUUAAUCUGUGUUUGACAAAAGUGCGAUUGGUCUGGUGGUACCUGGGUUACCUGUAGAGCCGAGGGGAGGUGUUCAACUGCAAACCUCAAGGAAGAUGAUGAGUAUGGGUGAGUUUUUGCCAUAGAUACUUGAAACGAGAAGAGCCUGCAUAUGUUUAUUUUUUGUUAAAGAAAGAUAUACAAUUACAACGAUUGAUUUUGCA
Messenger RNA from Cynara cardunculus var. scolymus (artichoke), 1767 nucleotides. RefSeq lists its product as uncharacterized. The transcript is spliced from 2 exons. Bases 261 to 1580 code for a protein of 439 amino acids. Lineage: Eukaryota; Viridiplantae; Streptophyta; Magnoliopsida; Asterales; Asteraceae. The record is from RefSeq and is a predicted model, not a curated record.